AUGCCGGCCGAGACGCUCUCCGCGCUCCCGGACUCGCUCCUGCUCCGGAUUUUGGAGCUGCUGCCGCCGCGGGACCGGCUGGGCGGGGCCAGGGUCUGCAGACGCUGGCGUCGCCUGGUGCAGGACAAGUUGCUUUGGAGGCACACGGACCUGACCUCUUACAAGAUGACCUCCAAGCUCCUGUGGCACCUGUUGCGGAAUCAUCUCCGAGGCAACCUGCGAACAUUGAGGGCGCGGGGAUCCCUCCACUCCGUCCGGAAGCAAGAGGUAUUUUCCCCAGCACUGAUGCAGGCCUUGGGCAAGCAGUGCCCCAACUUCCACCACCUGUGCCUGACUGAGACCGACCUCCGCUCACUCCCCUACGACUGUAUGCCCCCCUCUCUCACAACUCUGGAGCUGAGCCGCUGUGAGAUCCCUUCGGCGUGGUUCCAAGCGCCUGACUCUUCUCAGCCCCCGCAGGCCUUCCCACGGAUCCAGCGCCUUAUCAUACGAAACGUCCCUGCCUUCUCCAACCAGCACUUGGCAAAUAUUGCAAGCCAGGGCACACUGAAGACUCUGAUUCUAUCCGAUACCUACCGGGUCACAGAUGGGGGGAUCCAGACUGCAGCGCCACUUCUGGGAGACCUGGAGUCUCUUUCCCUGCGCCAGUGCAACAUUGGUGAUUCAGCGACUCAUUUCAUUGGGCGCCACAUGAAGCGCCUGCGCCACUUGGACCUCAGCGGCAGUUCUUCUCUGACGGACACGGGCCUUCCUUGCUUAAGUAGCUUAGCAAAUCUGGAGGAGCUCCAUCUCCAAGCCUGCUGUGGACUUUCCCCGGAAGCCGUCACCGCCACUUGCCAGGCACUGCCUCGGCUAAAGCGUCUUGAUUUAAGCAGGACAGGGUUCAAUGACCGGACGACCCACCAGAUCCAAGCAGGUUUGCCAAACUGUGUUGUGAUGUGCACCACCUCCAGCAGAGAUGCCAAAGUAGAAUCUUAGCAAAUGGAGAGUUCGGGCGAUGCUUGUUGCUGAGGAGGUCAAACAGCAGGCGGCUUUCUGCCUUUCAUUGGGGAACUGUUGAGGUUUUGAUUUACUGAAAUGUGUAUUUUUGAGAUUUGUGAUUUUACUGUUUUAUUUUUUGUAUUUUUACCUAUUGUUGUAACCCAUCUUGAGCCCGCUUGC
Molecule: messenger RNA, 1161 nt
Organism: Eublepharis macularius
Lineage: Eukaryota; Metazoa; Chordata; Lepidosauria; Squamata; Eublepharidae
Gene: FBXL12
Product: F-box and leucine rich repeat protein 12
Exons: 3
Coding region: 1-978 (325 amino acids)
Biological process (GO): SCF-dependent proteasomal ubiquitin-dependent protein catabolic process
Cellular component (GO): SCF ubiquitin ligase complex
Molecular function (GO): protein binding
Source: RefSeq, a predicted model, not a curated record